Messenger RNA from Lepidothrix coronata (blue-crowned manakin), 1897 nucleotides. RefSeq names its product death associated protein kinase 3 (gene DAPK3). Gene Ontology annotation, biological process: intracellular signal transduction; protein phosphorylation; positive regulation of apoptotic process. Gene Ontology annotation, molecular function: ATP binding; protein serine/threonine kinase activity. The coding region runs from base 136 to 1503 and encodes 455 amino acids. The record is from RefSeq and is a predicted model, not a curated record. NCBI's taxonomy places the organism in Eukaryota, Metazoa, Chordata, Aves, Passeriformes, Pipridae. Gene Ontology annotation, cellular component: cytoplasm; nucleus. The transcript has 8 exons.
GACACAACCCCCCUUUUUCCUGGUGCCGCAGAUGCUGAUCCCCGGCUGCUUCCUGGCUGUUCCCUGACUUCCCCCCGGACUUCCCGUUCUCCUCACGGCACCGCGGCGGCUCCCGCUCCAAACGGCUCCGCAGCCAUGUCCACCUUCCGCCAGGAGAGCGUGGAGGACUUCUAUGAGAUGGGGGAAGAGCUGGGCAGCGGCCAAUUCGCCAUCGUCCGGAAGUGCCGGGAGAGGAAAACGGGCCUGGAAUACGCGGCCAAGUUCAUCAAGAAGCGCCGGCUGUCGUCCAGCCGCCGGGGCGUGAGCCGGGAGGAGAUCGAGAGGGAGGUGGACAUCCUGAGGGAGAUCCAGCACCCCAACAUCAUCACCCUGCACGACAUCUUCGAGAACAAGACCGACGUGGUGCUCAUCCUGGAGCUGGUGUCGGGCGGGGAGCUCUUCGACUUCCUGGCGGAGAAGGAGUCCCUGACGGAGGAGGAGGCCACCCAGUUCCUCAAGCAGAUCCUGGACGGGGUGCACUACCUGCACUCCAAGCACAUCGCCCACUUCGACCUGAAGCCAGAGAACAUCAUGCUGCUGGACAAGAACGUGCCAAACCCUCGCAUCAAACUCAUCGACUUCGGCAUCGCCCACAAGAUCGAGGCUGGGAAUGAAUUCAAGAAUAUCUUUGGGACCCCGGAGUUUGUAGCCCCGGAAAUUGUGAAUUAUGAGCCCCUGGGGCUGGAGGCCGACAUGUGGAGCAUUGGGGUCAUCACGUACAUCCUGCUGAGCGGAGCCUCCCCCUUCCUGGGGGAGACAAAGCAGGAGACCCUGACCAACAUCUCUGCUGUCAACUAUGAUUUUGAUGAGGAGUAUUUCAGCAACACCAGCGAGCUGGCCAAGGACUUCAUCCGCCGCCUGCUCGUCAAGGACCCCAAGAAGCGAAUGACCAUCGCCCAGAGCCUGGAGCACCCUUGGAUUAAGGUGAUCAAGAGGAGGAACGUCCGGAACGAGGACAGCUGCAAGAAGCCCGAGCGGCGCCGGCUGAAGACCACGCGCCUCAAGGAGUACACCAUCAAGUCCCACUCCAGCAUGCCCCCCAACAACACCUACAUCAACUUCGAGCGCUUCUCCAAGGUCAUGGAGGAGGUGGCCGCGGCCGAGGAGACCCUGCGGGAGCUGGAGAGGAACAAGAAGUCCUUCCAGGAGGACAUCGAGGCGCUGCGCUCCAUCUACGAGGAGAAGGAGUCGUGGUACAAGGAGGAGAACGAGAGCAUCAGCCAGGACCUGCGGCAGAUCCGGCAGGAGCUGCAGAAGACGGAGGCGCUGAAGAAGCAGGCGCAGGAGGAGACCAAGAGCGUGGUGCAGGCGGCCAACGGCCUCAAGCGGCGCUACCGCAAGCUGGAGAACCACUACGAGGCCCUGGCCAAGCAGGUGGCCUCGGAGAUGAAGUUUGUGGAGGAGCUGGUGUGGUCCAUCGAGCAGGAGAAGCAGAGCGGCGACGGCGACGGCAGCAUCCGCUAAGCCGGGCGGCUCCGGCCCUUCCCGACGCCCCGCUCGCCGAGGAGCCUCCGGUCGGUCAGUGUUCCCCGGCUCUGGGGGGGUGUGUGGGGGGGUUGUGCCUCCCUGGAGCCCCCACCUCGGGGGGCUGGGGCUGUGCUCCCCUGGGGUUUGGCUUCCUGCGUUGUGGCUCCUGCUUGGCUCAUGGCCCCGGGCUCCUCAUCACUCCCACUGUGCUUGGGGACACUUCUCGUCACUCCCACUGUGCUUGGGGACACUUCUCAUCACUCCCACCACACUUGGGGACACUUCUCAUCACUCCCACCACACUUGGGGACACUUCUCAUCACUCCCACCGUGCUUAGGGACACUUCUCAUCACUCCCACCAUGCCUGGGGACACUUCUCAUCACUCCCAC